Molecule: messenger RNA, 1419 nt
Organism: Papaver somniferum (opium poppy)
Lineage: Eukaryota; Viridiplantae; Streptophyta; Magnoliopsida; Ranunculales; Papaveraceae
Product: short integuments 2, mitochondrial-like
Exons: 9
Coding region: 71-1231 (386 amino acids)
Cellular component (GO): mitochondrion
Molecular function (GO): GTP binding; GTPase activity
Source: RefSeq, a predicted model, not a curated record
CCAUUUUGAUAAUUAGUUGCAACACAAUCUCACAGAGAAAAAAAAAGGGGGGAAAAGUCAAGUAUUUAGAAUGGUUGGAACAACAAAGAUGGGCAAUGUGAUGGGAAGAUUAGUGAAGAAAAAUUUAGGAGAGAUGGGGUUCAACAUGAGUGGUGGACCUGUCAAUUGGUUUCCUGGUCACAUGGCUUCUGCAACUCGCGCCAUUCGUGACCGGCUCAAACUUGCUGACCUUGUUAUUGAAGUUCGCGAUGCUCGUAUUCCGUUAUCAUCUGUGAAUGGAGAUCUUCAGGAUGUUCUAUCUAGCAAAAACCGAGUUAUUGCUCUCAACAAGAAGGAUUUGGCCAAUCCCAAUAUAAUGCAUCGAUGGACUGGAUAUUUUGCUUCACUUAAGCAAGAUUGCAUGACAAUAAAUGCACACAGCCAAAACUCCGUCAAGAAGCUUCUGGAAUUUGCAGAACUGAAGCUGAAGGAAAAGAUUUCUAAGGAACCCACACUUAUAAUUAUGGUGGUUGGUGUUCCUAAUGUUGGCAAGUCGUCGCUUAUUAACUGCAUCCACCAGAUCGCAUCUGCACGCUUUCCUGCACAGCAGAAGCUGAAACGGGCUUCAGUGGGACCUUUACCAGGCGUAACUCAAGAUAUUGCAGGAUUUAAGAUUGCACAUCACCCGAGCAUAUAUGUUCUUGAUACUCCAGGUAUACUUGUUCCAAGUAUCCCCGAUAUAGAGACAGGGCUAAAGCUUGCACUAACAGGAUCUGUUAAAGAUUCGGUGGUUGGUGAAGAACGUAUUGCGCAAUACCUACUGGCUAUUUUAAACAUUCGAAGCACACCCCUUCACUGGAAGAACUUGAACAACAGACGACUCGAAGCGUCUUUGUGUGGAGACAAUGGAAAGGACUAUAAACCGAAAAAAGGAAUACAGCAAAAUGCGGGUGAUGUCCAUUAUAUUGAGGAUGUUGUAUCAGAAGUCCAGUGUGCAUUGUACGUCACACUGUCAGAAUUCAAUGGUAAUUUGGAGGAUGAAAGUGAUUUAGAGUGUCUGAUAGAGAAGCAGUUUGCAGCUCUUCAAAAAGCAUUUAAAAUACCUGCUCAUAAGGCAUCAGAUGACGCUCGGAGGAUGGUAUCGAAGAAGUUCCUUGCUCUAUUUAGAAUGGGUAAACUUGGUCGAUUCACUCUCGACGAUGUACCCGGUGAUAUUAACCCGUCAUCUUCAUUAUCUAACACUGAAUCUUGAAUGUUUAUGCUCACGUGCUUACUCUUGCAUUCAUGUAAAAGAAACACACAAGUUUUUGCAAGAAAAACACAUGAAACUUUCAAUCACUGCCCCUGAAUUCGUUCUCGUUGCAAUGAGUUAUACCUGGUUAUCUGUACUACCAUAUAUUAUUUAUUAUACAUCAAUCAUAACCUGAUGAUUUUAGCUUA